AUGCCCCCGAAGGAGGCGAUCGUUGCGAGAUUGAUUAGUGUCAAUGUUGCCGCGACCACCGCCUCCUGUCCCACGUCUUCCGUGGCCCGAGACACCAUUGGCGCACGAGGAUGCUCUCACACGACACUGGAAGUGUGCAGCCGCGAGGUUGAGGACCAGGCUCAUGAAGAAGAGGGCGUCGAUGAACUCAUUGAUCAAUUGCGUGGACGCCUGAGGCGCGAGGGGUGGCGCGACUCCGCGCAAGACGAGUUCAGCUUUGGCCAAGGACUGGGCGUGAACAUGAUUGUGGGAGCAAUAGAGGGCAGGACGUGCCCGAUGCGCCUACGGAUCAAAGCUGCCACGUGA
Messenger RNA from Phanerochaete carnosa HHB-10118-sp, 345 nucleotides. RefSeq lists its product as uncharacterized. Bases 1 to 345 code for a protein of 114 amino acids. The record is from RefSeq and is a predicted model, not a curated record. NCBI's taxonomy places the organism in Eukaryota, Fungi, Basidiomycota, Agaricomycetes, Polyporales, Phanerochaetaceae. The transcript has 3 exons.